This is a messenger RNA of Sarcophilus harrisii (Tasmanian devil), 2989 nucleotides long. RefSeq names its product collagen type X alpha 1 chain (gene COL10A1). The record is from RefSeq and is a predicted model, not a curated record. Gene Ontology annotation, molecular function: protein binding. NCBI's taxonomy places the organism in Eukaryota, Metazoa, Chordata, Mammalia, Dasyuromorphia, Dasyuridae. The transcript is spliced from 3 exons. The coding region runs from base 196 to 2235 and encodes 679 amino acids.
GUAUAAAGUCAAAAAGUAUCCAAAAGAUCUCUGGAAACAGUGGACUGAUUUUUAACCUUCCUGGAAUCCCUUGCUGAUGUUUCUGUGAAUUUCUGACUGUGAAAGAAGAACACAGUAGGAUGACAAGGGGGUGACCUUCAAAGAACAGCAAAACAUAGGGAUAUAUUUCACCAAGUAAAGAAUUAGUCUGGGAAUAUGCUGUUACAGAUAGGCAUUUUGCUGCUGAUCUCUAACUUUGCUCAUGGUGGGUUUUAUGCUGAAAGAUUCCAAUCCCCUACAGGAAUAAAGGGGCCACCACCCAAUUCAAAGGCACAGUUUUUCAUUCCUUACACCAUAAAGAGUAAAGGCAUACCAAUAAGAGGAGAACAAGGUCUUCCUGGACCACCUGGUCCCACAGGCCCUCGUGGGCAGCCUGGACCUUCUGGACCUCCAGGAAAGCCAGGCUACGGAAGCCCAGGGCCUCAAGGACAACCGGGUAUGCCAGGACCACCAGGACUGUCCACAGUUGGGAAACCAGGCUUGCCAGGCCUCCCAGGAAAGCCAGGUGAGAGAGGACCAUAUGGACACAAAGGAGAAGUUGGACCUGCUGGUUUACCAGGGCCAAGAGGCCCACCAGGACCUCCUGGAAUUCCCGGCCCGGCUGGGCUAUCUGUUCCAGGCAAACCAGGACCACAGGGACCAACAGGGGCUCCAGGACCAAGGGGUCUUCCUGGAGAAAAAGGUGUACCAGGUAUUCCUGGUAUGAAUGGACAGAAGGGGGAAAAUGGAUAUGGAGUUCCUGGAAGGCCAGGUGAGAGAGGCCAUCCAGGUCCACAGGGUCCCAUGGGGCCUCCAGGGCCUGCUGGAGUAGGGAAAAGGGGAGAAAAUGGAUUUCCAGGACAGCCUGGUGUUAAAGGAGACAGAGGUUUCCCAGGGGAAAUAGGCCCACCUGGUCUACCAGGUCCCCAAGGUCCUCGUGGAGAACCUGGGGCAGCAGGAAUAGGAAAGCCAGGAGUCAAUGGGGCUCCAGGAUUGCCAGGGACACCUGGAUCCAAAGGUCUUCCAGGAGCUCCAGGAAUAGCAGGUAUGCCAGGUACACCUGGGUUUGGUAAACCAGGCUUGCCAGGGAUGAAAGGGCAGAGAGGACCUGAAGGCCUUCCAGGGGCUCCAGGAAUCAAAGGGGAACAAGGGCCAGCAGGUCACCCAGGGGAACCAGGUUUGGAUGGGCCCCCAGGACGAAUGGGGCCCCCAGGGCCAAAAGGAAUACCAGGUAACCAUGGCAUCCCAGGUUCUAAAGGAGAGGCAGGACCAGUAGGCCCUGUGGGAUAUCCAGGAGCCAAGGGAGACAGAGGCCUACCUGGGUUAGAAGGAAAACCAGGCUACCCAGGAGAACCAGGUCUCAAUGGUCCAAAGGGCAACCCAGGUUUACCAGGCCCAAAAGGGGACACUGGAUUGGGCGGUUCUCCUGGUUUACCAGGUCCUGUAGGAGCAGUUGGAGCUAAGGGCAUACCAGGACACAAUGGUGAGCCAGGUCCUAGGGGAGCUCCAGGAAUACCAGGAACAAGAGGCCCAAUUGGGCCACCAGGAAUCCCAGGAUUCCCUGGGACUAAAGGAGACCCAGGAAGUCCAGGACUGCCUGGCCCAGCUGGGAUUGCAACUAAAGGACUCAAUGGACCAAUGGGCCCACCAGGACUGCCAGGUCCAAGAGGCCAUAAUGGAGAGCCUGGACGUCCAGGGCCCCCAGGGCCUCCAGGCCCACCAGGUCAAACAGUCAUGCCAGAGGGCUUUAUAAAAGCUGGACAAAGGCCAAGCUUAUCAGGGACACCUCUAGUAAGUGCAAAUCAGGGUAUAACAGGAAUGCCCGUGUCAGCUUUCACAGCUAUUCUUUCCAAAGCUUACCCAGCAAUAGGUGCUCCCAUUCCAUUUGACAAAAUCAUUUAUAACAGGCAACAGCAUUAUGAUCCAAGAACUGGAAUUUUUACCUGUAGGACACCAGGUCUAUAUUAUUUCUCCUACCAUGUACAUGUGAAAGGAAAUCAUGUGUGGGUAGGCCUGUAUAAGAAUGGUACUCCCAUAAUGUACACCUAUGAUGAAUAUACAAAAGGAUACUUGGAUCAGGCUUCAGGGAGUACCAUCAUAGAUCUCACAGAAAAUGAUCAAGUAUGGUUACAGCUACCAAAUGCAGAAUCCAAUGGUUUAUAUUCUUCUGAGUAUGUUCACUCAUCUUUCUCAGGAUUUCUAUUUGCUUUAACAUAAAAAUAUCCUGCUGUAGUAAUAUAGUCUACAUUGUCUGCUUGAAAACCGUUUUUAAUGAGAUGUUUUCCUAGAAUACAUUUCCUACUUAUACCAUUAUGUUGCAAAAAUUGACUACUUUUCACAUGUCUGGGAUAGACAAAUUUACCAUUAGAAACAUAAGCUGAAAAAAUAUGUAGUUAAUUAAAUAUGAAGAUCACUCUCAUUUUAAGGAUUUCUCAUCAUUAUGUCUAAGAUAGCCUAAUGUUUUAUCAGAUAUCAUGUGAUGUGAAAUUUCACUCUACCUGUACUGUAAUUCAUUAAAAGGAAGAAACAUAGCCUUACCACAGAAUCAUCUUUUAGAGACAACAAGUUUCUAGAAUGAAAGUGGAUGACUUUACAUAAUAGCUUUUAGGGGAUUCAUUUUAACAUCAGAAACUGCUAUUCAUAUCUUAUAUAUAAAUUCUUAACACCAUACUGAAAUGUAAUUUUGGAAUUUUCAAGCAAAAAGUAUAGCUAAUUUAAGCACACUUAUUUUUUUUUUUUAAAAACAAUGUGUAUAUUCCUUAUCUGUCUAAAAGCAAAUUAAACAAAAACUUCAAAGUUUAAAGGAGGAACACUUUUAAAGUUCACACUGAAACAGUUUUGAACUUCAUAAUAUAUAAAACAACCUGUACAAAUUAUCUUAAAAGUAAAACAUAUACCAACAUCCAAAUCAAAUCUGAAAGGAAAUAGUUGGCCCUUUGAUUGUUUUAAAUAAAAAAAAAAAAAAAUGAGG